GCUAGAUGAAACUUUACCUCCUGGUUGUGGCUUCUGCCACAUCCCUUACGAUGAACUCAACAUGCCGUUCCCGGCUCGGCUUGCUCACUGUUGCAGCUGCAGGAAGCAGAAAGUGCCCGAUGUUCUUUUCACGACAAUAGACUUGCCCGUGGACGCAGUGGUGUUUGGGAAAGGCUGCCUCAUCCAAACCAGGCUAUGCCGUCUGAAAAAGAAAGCCCAAGCCGAAGCCAAUGCAACCUGCAUCAGUAAUCUGCUGCCAUUUAUGGAGUACGAGGUACACACUCAGUUGAUGAAUAAGCUGAAGCUGAGAGGGAUGAACGCCCUCUUUGGCCUACGGAUACAGAUCACGGUGGGAGAAACGAUGUUGAUGGGUCUGGCAUCUGCUACAGGGGUUUAUCUGGCUGCUUUACCUACACCUGGUGGAAUUCAGAUUGGGGGGAAAACUCCCAGUGAUGCCACUUACGAACAGCAUAUCUCUCAUGUGCAGAAGAAAAUCAAUGACACAAUCGCCAGAAACAAAGAGCUGUAUGAGAUUAACCCUCCGGAGACAUCUGAAGAAAUUAUAGGUUCUCCCAUUCCAGAACCGAGACACCGGACCAGGUUGCUAAGAUCUCAGUCUGAAAGCUCCGAUGAAAUUGCAGAAUUGGAUCUCUCUCAUGGCAAGAAAGACGCCUUUGUGUUGGAGAUUGAUGAUACAGAUGCAAUGGAAGAUGUUCACUCUUUGUUGACAGAUAUCCCUCCACCCUCAGGCUUUUAUAGUUGCAAUACGGAAAUUAUGCCUGGAAUAAACAACUGGACUUCUGACAUACAGAUGUUUACGUCUGUAAGAGUCUCCAGACUUAGCAAUAUUACCCUCACAAACCAAACUCUCAACAAGACCUUUAACGAUCUCUGUGAGAAUCUACUAAAGAGUCUUUAUUUUAAACUCCGUUCGAUGAUCCCUUGUUGCUUGUGCCACGUCAACUUUACUGUUGCUCUUCCAGAAGAUGAAUUAAUUCAGGUCACUGUUACGGCUGUUGCAAUAACCUUUGAUAAACACCAGGCUUUGCAAACCACUAAAGCUGUAGAAAAAAACCUACAAAGAGCUUCCACAGACAAUGAAGAACAGCUGCAAUUUCCAUUGGAGCUUUCUUCUGAUCCUCACAUGCCUCAGCAGUUCUCACCGGCUAAAGAGGACCUGGAGAACACAAGCUCCCACGCAGGUAUAUCGGCUGGUCAAAGAGCCACUUCGGUUGAUUACAGUUCCUUUGCAGACAGAUGCAACAGCUGGAUAGAAUUCAUUAAACAGAAAGCUCACACCAUAAGGCGUGGAUCAAUUAAGACAACCAUCUCCCUGGACAAGCCAAGCCCACUGACCGAAGGACAGUGCCGUAACCAUCUGGGACCCAUGGGAAUGAACUCCACUGUGCCAGUUGUGAAGAUGACACCGCUCUCUUUCAUCCCCGGGGCAAAAAUAACGAAAUACCUUGGGAUCAUCAACAUGUUCUUCAUACGAGAAACCACUUCUCUACGAGAGGAAGGUGGUGUGAGUGGCUUCCUGCAUGCCUUUGUCGCUGAAGUGUUUGCGAUGGUCCGAGCUCAUGUGGCAGCUCUUGGGGGAAAUGCUGUGGUCUCCUACAUCAUGAAGCAGUGUGUGUUUAUGGAAAACCCAAACAAAAACCAG
This is a messenger RNA of Thamnophis sirtalis, 1663 nucleotides long. NCBI's taxonomy places the organism in Eukaryota, Metazoa, Chordata, Lepidosauria, Squamata, Natricidae. The record is from RefSeq and is a predicted model, not a curated record.